This is a messenger RNA of Cryptomeria japonica (Japanese cedar), 1549 nucleotides long. Its product is annotated as GDSL esterase/lipase At2g42990. The record is from RefSeq and is a predicted model, not a curated record. Lineage: Eukaryota; Viridiplantae; Streptophyta; Pinopsida; Cupressales; Cupressaceae. The coding region runs from base 244 to 1326 and encodes 360 amino acids. The transcript is spliced from 5 exons. Gene Ontology annotation, molecular function: hydrolase activity, acting on ester bonds.
UGGGGGUUUGUGGCAACAUCAUUUCUCCCAUAUUGUCCACAGACGUAAUAAAACAUGUUAUCCUAAAUAUGUUAUAUUUGGAGUAUCCAUUUCCACCACUCAAAUUUGGCAGCCAUUCCACUAUGAAUUGGAAACCUCGUGGAAGCUAAUCUUCAUUGCUUCAGUGUUGUUAAUUUAUCUUCAAAACUGUUGAGUUAAUUUUGUACUGCAAUUGAAGGAUUGCCUUGUGGGCAUAAAGUAAUAAUGAAAUUUAGGGCAGAAUCUCUCAUUUUGCGCUCUACAUUUUUUAUUUUGAUCAUCAUAAUAGCCCAGAAAUGUGAUUACCUUUUGUUGGUCAUGGGACAGAAAGUGCCUGCUGUUUUUGUGUUUGGAGACUCCUUUGGAGAUACAGGGAAUAAUGAUUUUACUGCUACAAUAGUUACUAGUGAUUUUCCUCCGUAUGGAAGAGAUUUCAAAGAUCAUAUUGCCACUGGAAGGUUCUCCAAUGGAAAGCUCAUGUCCGACUACUUUGCUGAAGGACUUGGAAUCAAGGAACUGUUGCCCCCAUAUUUGGACCCAAACCUCAAGGCCCAAGACUUGCUAACUGGUGUCUGUUUUGCAGCUGCUGGUGCAAGUUUAGACAAUCUCACUUUCCAAAUAUUGAAUGUGAUACCAUUUGGGAAACAAAUUGAGUAUUUUAAAGAGUAUAGAAAAACAAUAACAGGGCUGGUGGGAGAGGAAGAGGCCACCACCAUAAUUAGAAAGGCGAUAUUUUUCAUUACUAUAGGCUCCAAUGACUUUGGUUACUACUUCCUAGUCUCACCUCGUCGACUUCAGUUCAAUGUUCAAGAGUAUACAGAUUUCCUCUUGAAUACAUACACAGUUUAUAUCAAGGAAUUAUACAGUCUGGGUGCCACUAGAAUUGCUUUGAUUAAUCUUCCACCAUUGGGAUGUCUACCAAUAGAGAGAACGCUUACAAGCCUUAGGAACAAGGGAGCAUGUGACGAAGAGAGAAACGAGGCUGCAUCUGGAUUCAACUCAGGAUUAAAUGCCAUGAUUGAUGGACUGAAACCUGCUUUUCCUAACCUUAAAAUUGUUUCUCUCGAUUACAACAAUCUGAUUUCUGAAUUGAUUGCAAAUCCUAGCAAAUAUGGCUUGGAGGUGAUUGCAAGGGGUUGCUGUGGGACGGGCAUAGUUGAAAGUUUGUUCGUGUGCAACCAGUUAAGUCCCUCUACAUGCCCUGAUGCUUCCAAAUAUCUCUUCUUUGAUUCCGCCCACCUUACUCAGAAGGCAUAUCAAAUCAUUUCAAAUGUAUUUCUUACCCGAGAUGUUCCUCAACUUCUUUAAAACUUGGUUUAUAAUUUUACAAGUUUGCAAUUGCAUAUGAUUGGCUGCAAAGGUGUCAUAUCCCCUAAAAAUUAUGUUAAUACUUUUGUAUGAGCCUAGUGCCAAUGUAAUUUGGACUGGGGAUGGAAUUUUAUCCAUAUUGUUAUAUGGGCAUAUUUAUAUGUGUGUCAGUAUUGAGCUUUGAUGUUAAUAUUAUUGAAUGUAAUUAUUAUUUUUAUUAUUA